UGCUCUCUAGCUUUUUCGGGGAGAUGGCGCGAAAUAUAGGCGCCCCGACGACGAUCGCGCCACCUCCAGGUCCCUAAUUUGGUGACUGCAACUGAGAUCGAAGGAACAAAGGAGACUUUUCUCCUUCAUCUUCUUCGCCUUCAGCCUUUUCUUCACUUUUCUUGCUCCUCAAGCAAUCGGAGAAGGAAUAAAACCGGAGACAGAGAGAGAGGGAGUCGGGGAGAGAGAUAGGGGAUAGAGAUGGUUCUGUGGGAGAUCACGGUGGCGACCGCCUACUUCCUUGGGCUGAAGAGGACGUACAGGCUCGCUCUCAGGAUUCAACGCCGGCUCAUCGGCCCCACCCACCCCAAGCUCCGGGACUUCGCCCACAGGCGCACUAGGGCUGUUUUUGACAUGGCUUUGACUGUGCAUCGCAAGGUCCAGCAAAGAGACCUAGAUGUAGGUCGGAGCCUUGGCAACUGGAUUCUUCGAUGGCUUGACCGCAUGAGGCCAUCUGCUCAAAUUCGAGGUGAACCCACUCCCGUGAAGUCUCAGGAACCCAGAGUGGCAAAAACCAUUAAGGAUUCCCAGCGGGCUACGGGCACCCAUGGAGCAAACAACCGUAAGAUUGCAGGUCAGGAUUCAGAUGGUCGCGUGCUUGCAACCCCAAUGAAAAUAAUGUUACCAAGGUUGUCCCCAACAGUAGGGGCAAUUCUGCACCCACAGAAGGCUUCUGGCAUCUCAGGCAGCCAUUACAGGCACAUCUAUGUCAACACAGGACAUGUUCGUGCUGGAAGAUAUGAUGGCAUAUUUCGGAGGGAUAUUGCACAGUGGAUGCAAGUACGAUAUGGGGAUUGAUAACGUUUUUUCCUCACACAUUUGUGCUUCUCAUUUUCUGUAUCAAUCAUGCUGAACUUCCCCUAGAUUUUUUUUAACCACAAAGACUGAAUGUGGUAAGAAAUUUCGAUUUGAGGGUUAGGCAAUGACUUGUGAAUAGUUGUCCGUGAGCUUUUGUUGAAUAAAAGUCUGGUCCCCAGUGAUUGUAACUUUUGAAACGGGUGUAAAGGUGCUCUCCCCUUAUUUGAAAGGUAAAUGUCUGAAAUUUGGAUUUCAA
This is a messenger RNA of Nymphaea colorata (pocket water lily), 1093 nucleotides long. RefSeq lists its product as uncharacterized. The record is from RefSeq and is a predicted model, not a curated record. The transcript has 2 exons. Bases 241 to 837 code for a protein of 198 amino acids. Lineage: Eukaryota; Viridiplantae; Streptophyta; Magnoliopsida; Nymphaeales; Nymphaeaceae.